Blastomyces dermatitidis ER-3 is the source of this 2054-nucleotide messenger RNA. Its product is annotated as L-fuculose-phosphate aldolase. Gene Ontology annotation, cellular component: cytoskeleton. Bases 853 to 1764 code for a protein of 303 amino acids. Gene Ontology annotation, molecular function: actin filament binding. The transcript is spliced from 2 exons. NCBI's taxonomy places the organism in Eukaryota, Fungi, Ascomycota, Eurotiomycetes, Onygenales, Ajellomycetaceae. The record is from RefSeq and is a predicted model, not a curated record.
ACAGACUUGUUCGGCGUGAGUGAGAUCCCUUCUUCUAUGUCCCUAGUUAGGUCCCAUAAAGCACUCUCCACCCUUCCAGGCUCCUCUUGACCAGAAUGCCUAUUGUCAUUACUCCUCUGAAAUGACGAAUCUAGCAGCGUGGAGGCGAGAAUUGGGGGAGCCGGUGCAGGCAAGCCCGUCAUUGUAUAUGUCCUUAGGUAGCCUCUCGCUCUUGGAAGUUAGGCUUGCGGAGACCAGAGAAGACAGGAAGUUCAAUCCAUUAAUCAGGUAAAGAGGUUCUCCUGUUCCUGACUUUCCAUCUUCGUUGUUGAGGAGAACUCGUGCGCGACUCGGUUUCGUUCUGAUAUUGGUCAAACACUACAAAACCUUUCAGCUGGAUAGUUAUUCGAUAACUACUCUUCUCGUUAAUUCUGUAUGAACUCAGCCUUCCAGUUCCAAUCUGUCUGCCACUCUGAAGCUCAGUGAUUUGAUUUGCAUGUUCCCACAUUCCUCGGGUUAGUUAAAUAUUCAAGUUGCAAUAUCCACCCCGCAUUCCCCACACCUUGCCACGCCCUUGUUACGCAAUUGUAGUAUGUACAUGUACUGUGCAUUAACUACUGGUCAACAUCUAUGUGUAAUCGAAGAAUCCAAGCAAAACUUGAGUCGCGAUAGAUGCACUAUUUGUUGAUGAUAGAUAUUUAUUUUUGACCUAAAUAGCUGAAACUUCAGUGAGAACUGGCAACUUCUUUCAUACAAAGCCGGCUGACUCAAUUGCUACAUCGUUGAGUCUUUGAGAAACAUAACACCAAAGCAGAAAGACGCUGCUUGCAUUCUUAUACCUCGAUCAAAAAGCUCAUAAAAAGAAAGCCCAAUAUGAGCCCCACCGCCAUUACAGAAAUCACCGUUCCCGUGAACAACCCCGUUGCAAAGUCUCCAGAAGACCAGAAAAAGACUCAACAUGUUCACGGGGGUGAAGGCUUAACAGCCCUCCAGGCUAUCUCACAUGGCGGAAUCGCCCUUCCAGGAAUCCCCAGCUUCACCUCCCACGAGCUGAAACGCCAAUGGCAACUCGAGCACAUGGCAGGUGCCUUCCGCAUCUGGGCCCGCCACGGCUACACAGAAGGUCUGUCCGGCCACAUCAGCGUCCGGGACCCCGAGCACGCCAACGCCUUCUGGACGAACCCCCUAGCCGUGCACUUCGGCAUGUUAAAAGCCAGCGACAUGAUCCUCGUCGAUCUCAACGGGACCGUAAUUGGUGGUAAUCGCUCGCGGCCCGCCAACGCUGCCGGCUUCCUCAUCCACGCCGCCGUGCACAAGGCGCGCGAGGACGUGCAUGCCGUCUGCCAUGCGCAUACCAUCUACGGGAAGGCGUGGUCAUCAUUUGCGCGCCCGCUGGAGAUGCUGAAUCAGGACGCGUGCAAGUUUUUCGGGGCGCAUAGCGUGUAUGAAUCGUACGGCGGGGUGGUGUUGGCCGCGGAGGAAGGGGAUUUGAUUGCCAAGGCCUUGGGGAAUGGGAAGGGGUGUAUUUUGAUGAAUCAUGGGCUGUUGACGGUUGGGGGCACGGUGGAUGAGGCGGCGUAUUUGUUUGGGUUGAUGGAGCGGAGUUGUCGGGUGCAGUUGCUGGCGGAGGCAGCUGCUGCGAACGGGUGCAAGAAGGUUCUGAUUUCGGAUGAGGAGGCGGCGUAUAAUUUCAAGGUGGAGAGUGACCCGGAGUAUUUGUAUCGCGAGUUUCAACCUGAUUAUGAGUAUGAGGAUAUGUUGUGCAAUGGAGCGUUUAAGAAUUGACGGAGAUCAUAUAAUCCUGGGGUUCUCUAAAAAUCGAGCAGUUACAGCGGGUAGACUACCAGACAAGACAGGUGUGGUGAGUCGGCCAUUUGAGCAAAUAUGAAAAUUUUAGAUACUAAAUUAUUAUCUACCCUAUACCAUCUAUAUAAAUCCAUAAAAGCUAUCGGUCAGCGCCAUAGAAACCUUUUUGUAAGAAUGAAAGUAGGUCCAGAAAGGCUGUGUGUGGUGGAGGGAGUGGGGUUGGGAACAAAGAGAAAUCAGCCUGGCAAGGAUAGAUUUGGUAAUAAAAC